UAUAAUGAUGUACAGUACAGAACCAAAACCAAAAUUUCAUCCUAGUUUUUGUUAGAUCAAACCAAAAACAUUCGAGUAAAGUGGGAGAAACGAGCUGAAUCCAUGGCGGCCUCUAAGCUACAAGCUCUAUGGAAUCACCCAGCCGGACCCAAAACCAUUCACUUUUGGGCACCAACUUUUAAAUGGGGCAUUAGCAUAGCCAACAUAGCUGACUUUGCGAAACCACCAGAAAAACUCUCCUACCCUCAGCAAAUAGCGGUUACUGCAACUGGAAUCAUCUGGUCACGCUAUAGCACUGUAAUCACUCCGUCAUCCCUCGAUUUUGAAAUGCAGAAGAACUGGAAUCUAUUUAGUGUGAACAUUGCUAUGGCUGGAACAGGCAUAUACCAACUGUCCCGAAAAAUAAAACAUGAUUACUUUCCAGAGGGCGAGGCAAAGCCUGCUGUUGCAACAGAAUGAUGGCGAAAUCUUCCGAAAAUGCUGGCUCUAUAGCUGUGAAUUGUUCCUAGCAUGUUGUGUUGUGGAAAUUUGUAACAUGAUGUUGAGUUUAAUUCUGAUUUUUAGAGCCAUCAACAGAUACUGAACUGAUCAACUGAAGCCCUAUCGAUUUCAAUAAUGCUUUUGUUCUCUCACUUCA
Molecule: messenger RNA, 637 nt
Organism: Hibiscus syriacus
Lineage: Eukaryota; Viridiplantae; Streptophyta; Magnoliopsida; Malvales; Malvaceae
Product: mitochondrial pyruvate carrier 4-like
Exons: 6
Coding region: 103-459 (118 amino acids)
Biological process (GO): pyruvate import into mitochondria
Cellular component (GO): mitochondrial inner membrane
Source: RefSeq, a predicted model, not a curated record